GAUACCAAACAAGCCAGCAGACAAACAGCGAAUAUGACACACACGGAACUAGAGUUGCCUUUGUCAGUCACCAUGGCUGCCUGCGAAGAUCUGCAAAUUGUACCAGCGAACCAUUAAAGACAAUCUCUAGAGGCUGGAGGAUCUUAAUGCACAGAAUGACUUUUUUCUAUUGUGGUGUUAAUUGAAAGGGCAGGGACAUUUGGCUCCACUGAGUGACAAGUGGUUCUCUAAGCACCUCUGACAGAUGUAAGCCUGUCAGAGCUUUUAAAAUUGAAGUUUUGUCUGGAAACUGAUCACUCACAGCAGAUGAAGUGAAGGUUGAUUCUGGGACACCAGCUCUUCCCUAUAAGCUGUCCCCAAAGGAAAGCGAAAUGAGCAAAAUAUAUCUGCAUUCCUAAAAUAGCAGCAGGCAGUGCGAGCUGACUGGCCUGCAGGAAAAAAAACAUGAAAAGUACCUUACAGGCAUUCAUUCAGCUUCUAUUUUGUUCAGUGUGUUACCAUAAGUCUUUCGCUGUCUGUUUCUGGUCAGCAGCUUAGACCAAAGCUGCACAGCUGCUACUGGAGCUAAGCAAUGAUAACGGUAUGGACUGUGGGGAUGAAUACAAGCCUGGACACUGCGUGACCUGCUGAGUUUCUCCAACACUUUGUAGACUAAACAUAUCGAGGUGGUUAGCAAAUGUCAGCAUGAGCAAGGACAAAGCAGGGUGUAUUGCAGCAGCUGACGAUAAGGAAAGCAUUGUCAUGAAGACUACAGAAUGUGAUAAUACGUCCACCUGGAGGUACAUGGGAGAAUGAUAGAUUGUGCCAGUAACAUCAUGUUUUCCACCAUGUCAUCAUGUUGCCAGCAGUUUCUGGGUCUCGCCCUGAUGGUUCUGGUCACACGUUCGACCGUCAGCUGUCCGGCGCGGUGUGAGUGCGCCCCCCAGAUCAAGUCAGUGGUUUGCCACAGGAAGCGGCUGACUGCCAUUCCAGAAGGUAUUCCCAUUGAAACCAAAGUCCUGGACCUAAGCAAGAACAGGCUUCGUUGUAUCAGCUCCGGUGACCUGUCGACGUUCCCUCUUUUGGAAGAGGUUGACCUGAGUGAGAACAUCAUCACCAAUAUAGAACCCGGCGCCUUCAGCAACCUUUUCAACCUGCGCUCCUUGCAACUACGGGGGAACCAGCUCAAGCUCAUCCCCACCGGUGUCUUCUCGCGCCUCACCAACCUCACCCGCCUGGACCUCAGUGAGAACAAGAUUGUCAUCUUGCUGGACCACAUGUUCCAGGACUUGCAGAACCUGAAGCAGUUGGAGGUGGGUGACAAUGACUUGGUUUACAUCUCCCAGCGGGCCUUCAGUGGCCUGCUCGGCCUGGAACAGCUCACCAUUGAGAAGUGUAACCUGACCUCCAUCUCUGCCGAAUCCCUCUCCUACCUGGAGAACCUGGGCACCCUCCGGCUGCGUUACCUCAGCAUCAGCUUCCUAGAGGAGCAGAACUUCAGGAAGCUUUACAACCUGAAGGAACUGGAGAUCGACUCUUGGCCUCUUCUGGAGAUCAUAACUCCCACCACCCUAUAUGGUCUGAACCUCACGUAUCUCUCCAUCACCAGCACCAACCUCUCCUCCGUUCCUUCCGGAGCCUUCAGAAACCUGGUCUAUCUCAAGCUGUUGAACUUGUCCUAUAACCCCAUCACCACCAUAGAAUCUGGAUCCUUCCGUGACUUAAUCCGGCUUCAACACUUGUACUUGGUAAGUACAAUGCUCACCACCAUCCAGCCACAUGCAUUUCUGGGGCUGAAGCAACUCCAAGUGCUGAACAUUUCCAACAAUUUCUUGGCAACGCUGGAAGAGAGCGCUUUGCACUCGGUGGCCAACUUGGCUGUGCUACGUCUCGACAACAACCCCCUCUCCUGCGACUGCCGCCUCCUGUGGCUUCUGCAGAAGAGGAAAACGCUAAGUUUCGACCAUAAACAGCCAGUGUGCGCCUCCCCAGCGGACAUCCAGGGCAGCCAGCUGAAUGACUUUGAGGAGUCCGCCCUUCAUGACUACUUCACUUGCCAAAAGCCCAAAAUACGGGACCGAACACCACAGCGGGUGACGGCAGGCGAGGGGCAGACGGUCUACUUCACCUGCCGGGCGGACGGGGAGCCGGCGCCAGUGAUAAUGUGGGUGUCUCCCCAGCGAAGGAUGAUCACUAGCAAGAGCAACGGCAGAGCCACCAUCCUGCCAGGAGGAACCCUGGAGAUUCGCUUCGUCCAGCUGCACGACAGCGGCACCCAUAUCUGUAUUGCCAGCAACGCCGGCGGAAAUGACACGUCCUUCGCAGUGCUGACGGUGAAGAGCCAGAGAUCGGAUGGAUCCCUGUAUGCAAACCGGACCUCACCCCUCCCAGAGUUCAACGAGACUGCCCUCAAUGACACGCAGGUGCUCCUGAAGUUUACCCUGGACCUGAAGACCAUCCUGGUGUCCACUGCCAUGGGCUGCAUCACCUUCCUGGGCGUGGUGCUCUUCUGCUUUCUGAUCCUGUUUGUGUGGAGCAGAGGGAGAGGGCACCACAAGAACAACUUCACAGUGGAGUACUCCUUUCGCAAGGUGGACGGGCCGACAGUCAGUGGCGGACAAGGAGGUGCCAGAAAGUUCAAUAUGAAGAUGAUAUAAGCCGUUGCUGGGACCCCUCUGGUUAUACGUUUACCUGUGGUCAAUAAGAUGGUUGAUCAUCUGAUUCAUGCAGACGUUUGCUUAUAAUGUUCAAAUAAUAAGCAUAAUCUACAGUGCGUUGUGUGGGUUACUCUGGCUCAGAGAGCUGGAAAUGCAUGCUGUAAAUAGUCACUCAGUGCCGGAAUGGAUUCAGACUGUCACAAUCAUUGGCACCAACUUGAUUUGAAAAAAAAAUUAGUUAUUUUCUGUCACAUCUGGGUAGAAAUGAACUUGUGACUGAAUUUGAAUGUACUAAAAGGGGGACUGUGCAGAACUACUCCUGUUCCUCCGGGUUGUACAUGAAGGUGAUGAUAUUCUGUGGGACACAGCGCCUUUGAGCGAUUGCUUUGAGGCACAAGGUGUUAGGAAACUUAGAAGAAUCUUGACCCAGAUGCAGAGCAGUGGAAACGAUUUAGCAGUAAGGGAUCACCGUGAUAAUAAACUGCAAAAUACCAAGCUGUGAGGGGCUACUAAACAAGCUGGAAUGAAUGUUUAAGACAACAAGGACAUUGAAGGCUAGGAGCAACUGGUUGAGGCUGGCUGGUUUGUGUAAGUGAACAAGGACUGUGGAUGUGAGCUGGGUUUAAAUAGGCUGCGGGUGAUGAAUUGGGAACAAGUGGCAGGUGACUCCUGUGAGCUGGCUGGAGACUGGGAGGUGUCUGCUUGUGCAGGCCGGACAAGAGGAGGCUGUUGGGGCCUGCCUGCCACAGUCAGACAUGGCCCAAGGGUGGAGAGUGGUGGUGGGCUCUUCAUUCGUACAGACCCCAGGCCAAGUGCUCAAGUCAGGCAGAUGGCUGGAAAAGCUGGCUGCUCCCAACCAGAUGUUGGCCAAUGCUGGUCAGCACGGCAAGGUAAUUCUUCAAUAUGGGUCCCCUUCAAGCCCAGUUUCAAUGGCAUCCAUUGUCCACGCAUCCCAUCCAGGUAAUUUACCUUUCCAACUAACGUCAUAAGCCCAGGAAGCAUAAAAAGUCCAGUAAUGAAUCCUCCUCUAGUUAUCCAUCACCCUGUAUUACUUGACUGAAUAUUCAGAUGAUUAUUCGGACAAAUAAUCUCCAUGUGACAAGCAAGUACAGGCCCUAAAUACUGCCAACCAUGGCCUUGAGAAUCCAUUGUCACUUCCUCUGGGAGAUGGAAAGAUGUUGGAAGCAUUGCUUGGAGAUAAAAUUCAGUUAAUUCUCCCCUUCGAUAAUGAAAUGCUACUUCAAUGAUUAUCUCAAUUUGAAGUUCCUUCAACAGGCAAUCAAAUGGAUAACUUGCUCAUGUUGUUCCAUCGUUACCAGAAAGUAAUGCAACUGUACACUUUCUUUCUGCAUUUUUAUUAAAUCUGACUGUAUUUGGAUUUAAAUAAGGAUCCAUUCUCAACUUUUUGAAUAGAUAAAUCUUUGUCAGCUGUCUGAAUUAGACCUUUUAUUUUAUCUUAAGGGACAAGCAAAAUGUUACCAUGGCAAUAGGUGCAAAACUGUUUAAUUUAAUGUUUUUAUUGUUUUGUAAAAAUGUCCCAGCUGAGAUAUUAAGCUUUUGCCAGUGGCUUGCAGAGUCUUUCAGAUGCUUUCGCCACAAAUACCUCCCGCUCCCCAUUCAUCAAAAAACUUUCACCUAAAGCUAUUAUGUAUGUUCCAUCAAUUCCGCAUCACUUUACAGACACAGCGCACAAUAUUGAAACAGUAUUAUACUCUAAUAAGCAAAUACAUCUUUAAAACUGACUAGCUUGUCAUAUGGGACACAAUUCACUGCAGGAAAAAAUAACUCAGAAAUAAGUCAUAAACACGAGAUUCUGCAGAUGCUCAAAAUGUUUGGGGUGGCUAACAUGACUUUCAUAUUAGCCAACCUGCAUUAUUGAUGAUGCUGUAGCUUUGGAGCAGGCUCAGGCUGGAAAUUGCUCCCAUCUAGAAAGGCCUUUAAUUAGAGGGAUGGGGUUGGGGGAUGUCAUUGGAGGGGAGUGAGGGGAACUCAGUGUUGGACUUCAGGCAGGAAUUUAAAGAGUUGAGGACAUAUUUUAGUUGGGAGUUGGAAGAUUAAUGCAUCUAGGUUGUGCUGGGGGUAGGAAAGCAUCUGAGAAAUGAUCAGAGAACCGAACCUAGAAACAGCAACCAGGGUGUCAACAGGAUUCAGAAUCAGAAUUAUUUAUCACAUGUACAUCAAAACGUACAGUGAAAUGUGUUGUUUGCAUUAACAACCAGCCCUGAAACGUAUCGACACACAUUCCAGGGCCAACAUAGCACACCUACAACAUUCAACAGAAUAACACAAGGAACAACAACACAAAACAGAACAUGGAAAACCUGCUGUCAGAAGGUUGAGGUGUUUGGCACUGUCUGCCAUGAACUAGCCAUGUCUCCCUUAGUUAGCAGAGAAUCAGGUCAAAGCCUGGAUCUGCAUGACUGACCCAGAACAAUCAUAAGCCACAAGUAACCAGAAGAUCUAAAGGAAACCCUCCAGUGGGAAGGUUGGGGUGUUUGAUACUGGCGGGAGUAGACAGGCCGAUCUCCCACAGUUAGCUCAGAAUCAGGCCCAAGCUGAAAAGUUAAGGCUUGGAUCUGUGUGACAGACCUGAAGCAUUCACGGGCUACAGAUGACCAAAUGAACUGAACAUUACGGCCCAGCUAUGGCAUCCUCUGUGCCAUGCGCACAGGAUGGCUUGAACAUCUGUAAAACAAUGUGAUCUAUCUUUGCCUUCUGUUUAUAGAUAAGUCAAAUCAAAACAAGUUUAAUUAUCAUUAAACCAUACAUGAAUACAGCCAAAGGAGACAGUGUUUCUCUGGGGCCAAAUAGCGAGAGAGAGCACACAAUAGUCCAAGUCUCUGAGUGACAUGAAAAAUGAAAGUACAGCUCCUGGCCAUCCAGCCUGUCAUUCCACCAGCCAAAUGCAGCAGAGCAGAUAGAAUUCUUUCAAUUAACAUAGAAAAGUUUUUCUAGGCAUGGUGUUUUCUCCUGUGAUGGAGGAUAAUUGACUUCCACUCCAGACUGAGGGAAGGGCACACUCUGCCACAGUUGUGGCAGGUGAACUGCAUGGGUGGCAGUGUGGCAUCAGUGUGCUCCUUUUGCCAUUAACGCUGGACUCGAUGUUCUCGGUGCCACCCUGAAGACUUAUGCACCACCUUGGGCCGUCACGGGGAGCCCCAUUGCUCAGCAGAGUCUGGUUAGAAAGCUCAACGAUAGGGAUGUUGUCCUGGGAGAGGCUACCAACAUUGGUCGUCGUCCUACCAGUAGAUUCAGAGUGGAACUUUAGGAAUGCAUAUCCAAUUCUAUAAAUUGGCCAGUUGCUGCAAUGUGCAGUCAGCUGAAGAUCACCUAGUCUUAAGACCCUAAGAUCAAAAGACAGGAGCAAAAUUAGGCCAUUUAGUUCAUCGAGUCCGCUCCACCAUUCAAUCAUGGCUGAUUUAUUAUCAUUUCAACCCCAUUCUGCUGCCUUCACCCCAUAACCCCUGUUACCCUGACCUACCAUGAACCUAUCAACCUCUGCUUUAAAUAUUCCAUUGACUUGGCCUCCAUGACCGUAUGUGAUAUGUUAACAAAUUUCAUGACACAUGCUGGUGAUAACAAACCUGAUUCUGAUUCUGAAUUCCACAGAUUCACCACCAUCUUGCUAAAGAGAUUCCUCCCCAUCUCUUGUCUGACUGGAUGUCCCCGUAUUCUGAGGCUAUGCCUUCUGGUCCUAGAAAACCCCACUAUUGGAAAUGUCCACUCCAUCCAGGCCUUUCAGUCUUUUGUGUUGCAUAAAGGAGGCCACCCUCAUCAUUAGCCAACCUCAGUGUGUUACUGAUUUGUAGAGAAGAGAAUCAGUCCAUUGGCCCACCGUGCUCAUACUGAUCUUUUAGCCCAAGUACACCAACUCCAUUGCGCACAUUGGCACCAUAUCUUUCCACUGUCCCUUAUGGAUUCUCUGAUUACCCAGCACAAGGCCAGAGUCACCAAUCACAACAUGAAAAGUAAGGAAACAACUUAAGCUGUGAAAUUUGAAAAAGAAGAAAUAGUGUGAAUAUAUCAUUGAUAAAAAGUACAAAAAUAUUAAGGUGAACAGACGCAUAAUGCUUUAAAAAUAUAUAACUUUCGAAGUAGCUUUCAGAUAGCGCUGAAAAUAACAAUAUUGGAAUUAAUUAAAUCAUUUAUCCUCAUCUGUUUUUCGACUGAAUGAAUUUCUGGAAUAUCUAGAUAGAAUUAACCAUUUUUAUACACUGUAAUAUCUGUGGUUCUGCCAAAUGUGUGCGGUAUGAACGUGUUAGAGUAAUGAGGUCUUCACAUCAUCAAUAACGAGCGCUGCUGCAAUGUCACCUGUGCUUCCAACUCGAAUGGCAAUAAUCUGUUUUGUUUCAAAACUUGUUCAAACUAUAUAAAUAUGUAAAAAUGUAACAGGAGAGCAAACUUUUUUGAAAAAUAAAUUACUCGUCACACAAAAUGAUUAUUAUUUUUUCUAAACCAUUGGAUUCUGUAGUUCUUUCUGUAAACUGGACAUGGGUUAAUUUCUGGGAACAUCUGGUGAUUAAUUGUGCGAUAAAGCAUCAUUGUGAAUUAAUUGCACUGUUAUGAAUAAAAUGCAGUG
Molecule: messenger RNA, 7215 nt
Organism: Hypanus sabinus (Atlantic stingray)
Lineage: Eukaryota; Metazoa; Chordata; Chondrichthyes; Myliobatiformes; Dasyatidae
Product: leucine-rich repeat and immunoglobulin-like domain-containing nogo receptor-interacting protein 3
Exons: 4
Coding region: 792-2636 (614 amino acids)
Cellular component (GO): extracellular matrix
Molecular function (GO): protein binding
Source: RefSeq, a predicted model, not a curated record